CAGCUGGCUUAUUUGUGGAUGGAAAGACAAAAAUCGGGUGGAAAUUAUAGCCGACACAGAGCUCAGACAGAGAAACAUGUUGUUUUGUGUGUCAGUUCUCUUAAGAUUGACCUGCUUAUGGAUUUUCUAAAUGAAUUCUAUGCUCAUCCUAGACUCCAGGACUACUAUGUGGUUAUAUUGUGUCCCACUGAGAUGGAUGUUCAGGUUCGGAGAGUGCUUCAAAUUCCCAUGUGGUCCCAAAGGGUCAUCUACUUGCAAGGUUCAGCACUGAAGGAUCAAGAUCUCCUGAGAGCAAAAAUGGAUAAUGCGGAGGCCUGUUUUAUUUUAAGCAGCCGUUGUGAAGUGGACAGAACUGCAGCGGACCAUCAAACCAUUUUAAGAGCUUGGGCACUUAAAGAUUUUGCUCCAAAUUGUCCAUUGUACGUUCAGAUACUGAAGCCUGAAAAUAAGUUUCAUAUUAAAUUUGCAGAUCAUGUUGUAUGUGAAGAGGAAUUCAAAUAUGCAAUGUUGGCUUUGAACUGUAUUUGCCCAGCUACAUCAACACUUAUCACUUUAUUGGUUCAUACUUCAAGAGGGCAAGAGGGCCAACAGUCACCAGAACAGUGGCAGAAAAUGUAUGGGAGAUGCUCAGGGAAUGAAGUAUAUCACAUUAACUUGGAGGAGAGUGUGUUUUUUGCUGAAUAUGAAGGAAAAAGUUUUACAUACGCAUCUUUCCAUGCACACAAAAAGUUUGGUGUUUGUUUAAUCGGUGUUAGGAGGGAAGAUAACAAAAAUAUUUUGCUGAACCCAGGUCCCCGGUAUAUUAUGAGCUCUUCAGACAUAUGUUUUUAUAUUAACAUCACAAAAGAAGAAAAUUCUGCUUUUAAGAAACAAGAGCAGCAUCGGAAAAACCACCCAACAAGAUUGUUUUAUCAUGGUCCUACUCGACUGCCAGUGCACAGCAUAAUUGCUAGCAUGGGUACCGUUGCUAUAGAUUUGCAAGAUACAGGCUGUAGAUCUCCAAAUGCAGCUACAUUAACUCUUCCUUCAGAAGCACCUAAAACGGGCAGAAGGCCAAGCAUUGCACCCGUUCUGGAGGUUGCAGACACUUCAGCGCUUCACAGCUGUGAUCCCUUAAGUGAUCAGUCCGAAGACGAAGCCACACCCUCCGAGGAAGAAGUGUUGAAUGGUCUGGAGUAUUUAAAAGGCUAUCCCCCCUAUUCACCUUACAUAGGAAGCUCUCCUACUUUCUGCCAUUUGCUCCAUGAAAAAGUGCCAUUUUGCUGCCUGAGAUUAGAUAAGGGAUGCCAACAUAAUUACUAUGAGGAUGCCAAAGCUUAUGGAUUCAAAAACAGAAUCAUUAUAGUUGCUGCAGAAACGGCAGGAAAUGGACUCUACAACUUUAUUGUACCUCUCAGGGCUUAUUACAGACCAAAGAAAGAACUCAACCCAAUUGUGUUGCUGCUGGAUAAUCCGUAA
Molecule: messenger RNA, 1458 nt
Organism: Thamnophis sirtalis
Lineage: Eukaryota; Metazoa; Chordata; Lepidosauria; Squamata; Natricidae
Source: RefSeq, a predicted model, not a curated record